This is a messenger RNA of Eptesicus fuscus (big brown bat), 384 nucleotides long. RefSeq names its product ly6/PLAUR domain-containing protein 2-like. Bases 1 to 384 code for a protein of 127 amino acids. Gene Ontology annotation, molecular function: acetylcholine receptor inhibitor activity. The transcript is spliced from 3 exons. NCBI's taxonomy places the organism in Eukaryota, Metazoa, Chordata, Mammalia, Chiroptera, Vespertilionidae. The record is from RefSeq and is a predicted model, not a curated record.
AUGCGGGGGACGAGGUUGGCGCUGCUGGCGCUGGCGCUGGCCUCCUGCGGCGGGCUUGCCGUGGCCCUGCGAUGCUUCAGCUGCCAGGAGCCCACAGGGGAGUUCAGCUGCGUCACCAUCGCCACGUGCAAGGCCAACGAAACCAUGUGCAAGACCACCCUCUACUCGCGGGAGAUGGUGUACCCCUUCCUGGGGGACGCCACGGUGACCAAGGCCUGCGCCAGCAAGUGCGUGCCCUCGGACGCGGACGGCAUCGGCCUGACACGGCCGGUGUCCUGCUGUAAUGUCGACCUGUGCAACGUGGUCGGGGCGUCCGCCCCCCGCGGCCCCCGUGGCCUGGCCCUGGCCCUCACGCUGGCCUCCCUCCUGAGCCUCCCCCUUUAG